Molecule: messenger RNA, 867 nt
Organism: Clavispora lusitaniae ATCC 42720
Lineage: Eukaryota; Fungi; Ascomycota; Pichiomycetes; Serinales; Metschnikowiaceae
Source: RefSeq, a predicted model, not a curated record
AUGUCGCCACGUAAGUCUUGCCGUCAACGUACCCUUACAACUAAGGGCCAACAGCAAAAUGAAGAAAAAACUAACAAAGCAGUUCACAUCGUCAAGAGAAGAAGAUUGUCGCCCCCAAAUGACUCCAAUAUUAAUGAAUCACUGAAUGUGCCUCAGAAGCAGGCCGAUUCGACCACCAUGGAAGUUUCUCAGUCCAACGAUGGCAAAAUUGACCCUGUCGAAAAACUUUUAAGUAUGACUUGUGUCAAUGAUGACAUUUUGCGUAUGGAUGAAAACGAUCCUUUGGCUCUUUCCUCAUUUGCAUCCAUAUCAACGGCAUCCGCAGCAUAUCCUAAUCUAUCAUUCAAUUUUUCCAAGCUCAUUAAUGAGAACUUGAGAUCAUACUACUCAAGACUAGGUAAAUCUCACAUGGAGAUUCACAAUGACAAUUCAUCUUUUUCUAUUCUUAAUAACAAUCAGCCUCAGCAGCCCCAGGGGGCCGAGGAGCAGCAACCUUCUAGCAACACCUCUCAGAUUCCUUUUUUUAAAAAUGUGAACUUCAAUCCUAGCCCUUCCUUCGGUCAUAGAAUUGACGAUUACAUUUAUUAUGAUCUUGACGAUGAACCAUCGUCUACCGAUUCGGAGCAUGAAGAAAUUCCUGCACCAAGCGGACCGCUUGAUGUGCCUGUAUCUCCGAUCACGGGCAAGAUGUCCUUCCAUUAUCGCCAAAACGAUAAUGUCAAUCUUUCGCUAAGUGACUGCCAAAACAAGAGUCACAGCGAACCUCAUGAUAUUUUCAAAUUCAUGAAGAAAAGAUCAGUCAUUGCUGGAAAGGCAAGCGAAAUGAUUGGCACUUCAAACUUCUUGAUCAAUGAUUUUUUCUUUUAA